Messenger RNA from Helianthus annuus (common sunflower), 1581 nucleotides. Its product is annotated as probable serine/threonine-protein kinase PBL28. Gene Ontology annotation, biological process: protein autophosphorylation. Gene Ontology annotation, cellular component: plasmodesma; plasma membrane. Bases 1 to 1581 code for a protein of 526 amino acids. NCBI's taxonomy places the organism in Eukaryota, Viridiplantae, Streptophyta, Magnoliopsida, Asterales, Asteraceae. Gene Ontology annotation, molecular function: transmembrane receptor protein tyrosine kinase activity; ATP binding. The transcript has 2 exons. The record is from RefSeq and is a predicted model, not a curated record.
AUGACAACAGCAAUUGCCAAGUUUGCUCACUUACAAAUCCCACUUGAAGACGUAGUAAAGGCCACCGACAACUUUGCUGAUGAUAACAUCAUCGGACGCGGUGGAUUGGGACGUGUAUACAAAGGACAACUCCAGCGGUCCGGGGAGUUGAUCAAGAUUUCUGCGCUGAGGUUAGAUCGUAAGCAUGGUGGAGGAGUCGUCGAGUUCUGGACCGAAGUUUCAAUGCUUUCAGAUCUCAAGCAUCCAAAUAUAGUCUCUAUUGUCGGAUUUUGUGAUGAACAACAUGAGAAGAUCAUUGUGACCACGUAUGAGGCCAAAAAUGGAAGUCUCAAGGAGCAUCUAAGCAACCCGAACCUCACAUGGACGCAAAGAUUGAAGAUAUCUGUAGACGUGGCUCGUGCGUUGAGUUACCUCCAUUAUAACGAGGGACGUGGCUAUGGUGUUAUACAUCUUAACAUCAAUAGCUCCACAAUUUUAUUAGACGAGAACUGGGAACCCAAGUUAUCCGGUUUUAAAGUUUCCAUCAAACAAUCGCUUAACCGAAUGAACCAGGUCAUCCUUUCUGAACCUAUUGGCACAAUAGGGUAUGUGGACCCGGAAAUUGAAAAGACCAAAGGUGUGACCUACAAGUCGGACAUCUACUCAUUCGGUGUCGUCUUAUUUGAAAUAUUGUGCGGGAGGAAAGCAUUUGUUCCGAAUGAUGCUAAUAGGCUACUAGCUCCAUUGGCCAUAUAUCACUAUGAAAAAAAAAUGCUAAAGGAGAUAAUCCAUCCUGCUCUAUGGAAUCAAAUGUCUCCGCAUUCACUCAAAAGAUACUCAAAAGUAGCAUAUUCUUGCAUAAAUGGGGAGCGAAGAAACCGUAUGGAUACAAACAAUAUUGUCAACGAACUUGAGGAUUUUCAACUUCAACAAGUUCAACGUUUAAAUCUUAUAGAGAACUUGAAACACUUGAAGAUUCACCUUAGUGGCAUAAAAUUGGCCACCGAUGAUUUUUCAGACACAUACAAAAUUGGCGUUACAGCAUACUGUAAUUUGUAUAGAGCAACUUUUGAUUUUGAAAAAACUUCUCCCAUAGAAGCGAUGAAUAAAGGUGAACCACUCAAGAGACACAACAUUGUGCUUAUAAAACGCAUACUUUCUAGAGACGAUGAGCAAGGAGAAGGAGUAUUUUUCACAGAACUUGAAAUGCUUACUAGUGUUAAGCAUCAUAACAUAAUCACUCUACUUGGAUUUUGUGUUGAAGGUUCGGAGAUGAUCCUUGUCACUGAGAAUGUUUCUAAUAGAUUCCUUGGUGAUCAUUUGGGAAACGUCAAUGACAUGCGUAUUUUGACGUGGGAAAAACGUUUGAAAAUUUGCAUUGAUGUUGCACACGCAUUGAACUACCUUCACUCAGAGAUGGAAGCCCAAAAGAUUGUAAUAAACCGUGAUAUAAAGAGUGACAACAUUGGGUUAGACGAGAAUUUGAGGGCAAAGAUUGUUGAGUUUGGGUUUUCUGUAUUCUUGCCUCCAAAUCAAAAAUGGCGAAGCUCUACAUCUCACAAACAUUGCUGGCUCAUAUUACUACAUAGAUCCCGAAUAUGA